AUGAAGCCGCACAAGAAAAGCAUCCGCGACUUCUUCUCCCCUGCCCCGCCGCAACCAAAUACACACGCCCCCGCACCACCAUCGCAGAGAGCCCCAGUCCCACACACCACCACCAGGCGCGUUACCGACAAUGGCACAGAGGUCGUGCUCAAUUCAGACUCUGACGACGACUCGCUGCCCGAUCUCGACUUUGGCAUCACCGCCCCAAAGCCCAGCCCCCCAAAGACAGCCACAAUCACCACCCGGUACAAGCGCACCUCCGACAACGACAACGACGGGCUACGCAUACCCACCAAGAAGGCCAGGGACGAUAAGAGAAAGUUCGACGCCCUAGUGCAGACGGCCCAGAAGAACCUCGAGACGGAGCGCAAGAUUCAGGAGCACAAAGCCGUGCUCAACAAGGCGGUCCAAGAGCCAGUGACCACGCGAAUCACCAUCAACGAGGAAACACUCGGCCAGGCCGUGCAAGAUGACGACGAUGACCCCCACAAAGCCCAUCGGCUCCUCCAAGCCAUGCAGAGAACAAACGCUACGCAAAUGGAAUCCGUCUUUUACUUUUUUGAACAUGACGUAGACACAGUCCCCGUGCAGAAAAAGUUCCCCGUCAAUCUCCUUCCCCAGCGUCGGUGGGCUUCAACCUUUCAGCGGCCCGACACCAGAGAUCAGGCAUUCAUGGCCGGCCUUGCACAACACAUUUUCCGUGUCCAAAAUCUUCCCAAAGAGCUGGCCUCCUGGAUGAUUGAUCAAAUUUGUUACAACCAGAAUGAGGCGCUUAAUUGCAAGUACCUUGAAAUCCUCGAGGCUCACCAUGACCGUCUCCAUGGCCUGCUCGACUCAAAAAGACUCGACGCCAUAUUCAAAACCAUAGGCACCAAUAUCACGCAGCUCGAGGCCAACACUCAGCUACUUCCGCUAUCCGUCCCACAAUCUGAAAUCAAAACAUUCGUCCCGCCAUUUUUGAAGCAAAUCACUAGACUCCUUACACGAGCCGCACCAUGGUUACAAACAGCCACGCGCAGUCACGCAUUAUAUCUACUAUGUCACGUAUGCUUGGAUACCCGUGUCACCGCAGACUUUGACAUACUGCAUGCUGUACAAGACGCCAUGGAAGUCAUCAUCUGCAACUUCGCCGACAACAACAAGCUGAUAUCAGGCCUCAACACAAUGAUACCCCAGCUACUGACCAAAAUCACCCAUCCCGUGUUACAGAGAAACCUGACCUGCGCCUUGCCAGCAAAGUGUCCAUUGACCGCAUACCUGCAGCGCCAUCUGGCUCUUUCGUUCCUGCUUCACCCCACACCAGUCAGCACGUCUCUUGUGGAUGGCAAGGCACAUGACCUUGUACUUGACCACAUUGCAAAAUCACCCGACUUCUUCAUAAACAAGAAUACUGACUAUGGCCACCUCGCCGCCCGGCUAGCCCUUCUCGACGUCGCCAUUGGACCAGGCCUGUUGGCUGUCCCGUACCAGCCGUUGUCAAGUUCAGCACCAUCCGAAGCAGGCUCUUCCCCAGUUCAAGCUCCAGUGCCGGCUUCGUCAGAGGUUAGGCAGUUUAACGAGCAGAUCGAUGCACUUGCGCAACAAAUCAAGCUCCUAGGUAAUUCUAUUGUCGAAGCUGGCGCGGUAGUGGACAUUGCCAUUCUAGAAACCAAAAACUCUGUAGAGCAAAUGUGCUCACGAUUGGAGCAUUCGUCGCGAAUAGGCGGCAAGAAGAUUCACGACGUUUUUGGGAGCGACGAGGAAGACAGCCAGCUCCGGCUCAGCAAGUUUUUCAAAAAGACACACAAGCCAUCGCGGGGUAUCUUCAAGCAGAGUGAGGACUCUGAUCUUGACCUGGUCGAUGCCACGCAGACUUGA
This is a messenger RNA of Bipolaris maydis ATCC 48331, 1857 nucleotides long. RefSeq lists its product as uncharacterized. NCBI's taxonomy places the organism in Eukaryota, Fungi, Ascomycota, Dothideomycetes, Pleosporales, Pleosporaceae. The record is from RefSeq and is a predicted model, not a curated record.